Messenger RNA from Xyrauchen texanus (razorback sucker), 1169 nucleotides. RefSeq names its product WBP2 N-terminal like (gene wbp2nl). Lineage: Eukaryota; Metazoa; Chordata; Actinopteri; Cypriniformes; Catostomidae. Gene Ontology annotation, molecular function: transcription coactivator activity; chromatin DNA binding. Bases 181 to 951 code for a protein of 256 amino acids. Gene Ontology annotation, biological process: positive regulation of DNA-templated transcription. The transcript has 8 exons. Gene Ontology annotation, cellular component: nucleus. The record is from RefSeq and is a predicted model, not a curated record.
CGUGAGUCAGAGCGUGUCACGUGGUGCCGGAAAUAAAGUGCGCAGCUGUUGAUCGAGGUGAUCACAGUAAAAACAAACAUUCACAUUAAUAACACGCACAAAACUCCUUUAUUACAACUGAAAUCGAGUUACGCUGAACUUCACAGCUGCUUUAAUUAAAGAUUCAUCAGUGGGUUAAAGAUGGCGCUGAACCGAAACCAUCAUCCGAACGGAGGAGUUCUGAUCCAGGCCGGAGAGAGCAUCUUACGAGAAUGUAAGAAUGUUGAACUUACCUUCAGUGAUGUCACGCCCAAGACUGACCUGUUCAAGGGGACGAAGAAGGGCUCCGUCUACCUCACUCAAUACAGGAUGGUGUUUGUGUGCAGUAAUAUGAAGGAGAAGUUCUGCUCCUUCAUGUUUCCAUACUACCUGAUGAAGAACUGCAGUAUUGAACAGCCGGUUUUUGCUGCCAACUACAUUCAGGGUUUGAUCAAAGCCGAGGCAGGAGGUGGCUGGGAGGGGCAGACAAACUUCAAGAUGUCUUUCCCCAGUGGAGGCGCUAUAGAGGUCGGACAACACCUCUUCAAACUGGCCACUAACGCGUCUCGGGCUCCAGCGGUUCACAAUGGCACCGCAGCGUUUGGAUUGGCUGCAGGAAUGAAUGGAUAUGCCAGUCCAGCGAUGCCACAGGCUUACCCAUAUCCCAGCAUGCCACAGGCUGGGUACAACCCUUAUCCAUACACCCCCACUGCUGCGCCAGGUGUGUAUCCCAGCGCUCCCAUGUACAUGGCUCCUCCUCCUCCAUAUCCCGGACCACCACAGAACUGGUGCCCUCCUCCAGGAAACACAAAGGCAGCAGAAGCGGCCAGCAGCGCUUUUUACAACCCCAGUAACCCUCACAGUGUCUACAUGCCCAUGGAUCAGCCGCCUCCAUAUUACCCUCCGGAGAAUCCCGACAAGAAGAGCAACUGAAGACUCAACAGUAAAUCUUGCGGUGGAUUCUCAAACUCUUCGACUGUCUUCAUUAUAAACUAUUGCUGCAGUAUUUACUCAUGAGUUUCUGCUAUUCUGGAGUUAAUCCUAAUGAAGUGUAGUUCAUUAUAAAAGAAUAUGAUUGAUGAAGUGAAGCAUUAAUGUGUCUGAGUGUUUUCUCUUCUAGACUGAUGAAUAAAGUUCUUAUAUUCUCAAUA